AUGUCCACCCGGAAGCGCACCCGUGACGAGGAGGAUGAGGAAGAGCUCGUCUCCCUCCCCGAAGAGGAUGAUGGAGAAGAGGAAGAAGAAUACGUCUCUACUGGAGACGAAGAUGACAACGAAGAAGACGACGGAGAAGAGGAGGAGGAGGAGGAGGGUGACGAGGAAGAAGAAGAAGAGGGAGACGCCGAAGAAGCUGCUGAGGGUGCAGAUGCCCCAGUGAAUGGCGCCCAACCACCUCACAAGAAGCGCAAGACGGUUGAGGAAGAGGUUGCCAACGGCGAGGGCGCCGACGAGGAAGAUGCAGAGGAGCAAGAAGAAGAGGAGGCAGCAGAGGACGACGCCGAAGAGGCCGACGAAGACGAGGCCGAGGAAGAGGCCACUGAAGCUGCUGCUGAAGCUGCCGCCCCAGCCAAGGAGGUCAAGGCCCCGGAGGUUGCCAAGGCCACAGACACGCCAGAGCCCAAGGCGGUGACUGCUGGAGGCGACGAGUAA
This is a messenger RNA of Trichoderma aggressivum f. europaeum, 495 nucleotides long. RefSeq lists its product as uncharacterized. The transcript is spliced from 3 exons. The record is from RefSeq and is a predicted model, not a curated record. NCBI's taxonomy places the organism in Eukaryota, Fungi, Ascomycota, Sordariomycetes, Hypocreales, Hypocreaceae. Bases 1 to 495 code for a protein of 164 amino acids.